Molecule: messenger RNA, 1041 nt
Organism: Protopolystoma xenopodis
Lineage: Eukaryota; Metazoa; Platyhelminthes; Monogenea; Polystomatidea; Polystomatidae
Source: the annotation of a GenBank genome assembly
GCCAGAAUUCGUCGCACCCGCGUUCGAGGUACCGAUCAGCUGGCGAUCAAGCUGAAGCGACGCCUCACGACUGUCGACGAGGCCGGGGACAGACCGUCAGUCCUCCUCGACCAGCCCCACUUGGCGGCCGAUCUUCAACCGGCUUCCACACUCUUCACUGGCCCUCCAGGAGCAGGCUUCCAGGCAACAGAUGCUUACAACAGACACGGCAAGGACGACCAGACGGCCAACAUCUCGCUCCUGCUGACCGACUCGAGCACCAUCUGCGACAGUCGGGUCUCGUUGUCCAGUCCCACGGGAUCUCGUGUCUCCGGUCUUCCGCUCCUUCCUCUCGAGCUGGGCCCGGCGACGCCGUUUCCACCGGGACCCGGACGACUCGCCUGCUUUGCCUCUCCCCUCGGUCUGCAGUUGCACAACCUUCAGCAACAACAACAACAACAACAACAGAUACAACAACAACAACAGGUCUACUCGUACUUGGCGUGUCACAGACGACCGCAUUCGCCGCCGUCGUCGAUCGCAGCGCGAGUGAAACGCGCCACGCCGGCCAGAGAAGCGGCCAGUCUGUCGCGCAACGGCCUGCGUCAUCCGACGCUGCCGGUCGCCGCGAUCAACGUCGUCGCGAGCACGACCAGUACGAGUCCCAACUCGGGCCAGGGCCUCAGCGGGAACACGAUCGCGCACUUGAGCACAAACCUCAUCCCCAACCCGCUGCCCGUCACGAGCACAGCCUUGGACUCGAGCCCCUCUGGCGCCAUUGCCGUUGGCAUGGCCAAGGCAACGGCAACGGCGACGGCGACGGCGACGGCGACGAUGACUUUGGCGUCGAGCGUUGCUGACUUGAAUCCGGCCUCGGGUUGUCCGCCGGCCUCCGACGCGGUGACCGGCACAGCCGCGACUGGCCUCGUGUUGCGUGACGAGUCCGGCGGCUUGGCGCCGAUGCGACCGCGUGUUUGUCCGCCGCCGAAACGGCUCGAGCCGAUGGACCGAGAGCUUGAGGUUGCUCUGCAACGGGUGAGUCGUCCGUCCGGUUGUCUCUAG